AUGAAUGAUUCAGAAGGAGAUUCUAUAAAAGUAGUUAUUCGUGUUCGACCGCUAUUUUCAGGAGAAACGAAUGAACAAAUUGAAUGGAUCGCUUAUGACGGUCGAUUUAUGCAACGAGUUAACGGAAAUGAAAUCUAUGAAUUUGAUCGUGUUUUCGAUUCAUUAUCAAAUACAAAGGAUAUUUAUCGCGAAUAUGUGCAGAGUAUAAUAGAUUCAGCAAUAAAUGGUUAUAAUGGAACGAUUCUUGCAUAUGGUCAGACUGCUUCAGGCAAAACUCAUACAAUUUUUGGCUCGUGUUCAGAAGAUGGUAUUAUUCAAAUGGCUAUAAGAUCAAUUUUCGACGCUAUUGCUUCUAGAAGCACAAGUCGUUAUCUUCUUCGCAUAUCUUUUAUUGAAUUAUAUAAUGAAAAAGUAAGAGAUCUGCUCGUCGAUAAUUCAAAAGAUCUUUCUGUUAAAGAAAUUAAAGAACAGACAGUUAUUCAAGGUAUCAAAGAAGAAGUUAUUACGAGCGAUACUAGUGCUGAUUACCUCAUACGAAUGGCUUAUGAUCGACGUGUAGUCGGUGAAACUACUUCGAAUCAGAGGUCUUCCAGGUCACAUGUUAUUAUACGUUUGAUAAUUGAGAGUCAUGAUGCUCUUCUGGGAGAGUCCUCAGUCUCAUAUAUUUCACAUUUGAAUAUAGUUGACCUGGCUGGUAGCGAAAAUUCGAAUUGUGUGAGUUGCCAGAAAGAACGGAUCGUUGAAGGAGCAAGUAUCAAUCGGAGUUUAUUAGCACUGCUUAGAGUAAUUCAGCAGUUAAGUGAUAAGUGUGAUCAUAUAAGUUUUCGUGAUUCAAAAUUGACUCGUUUAUUGAAAUCGUCGCUUGGUGGCAAUGCAAGAACCAUUAUAAUAUGCAGUGUAUCUCCUUUAGUAAAUACAGAAACUUUGCAAACACUGAGGUUUGCUUCUCGCGCGAAGAUAAUCAAAAAUCGUCCUGUUCAAAAUAAAACCUCAGAUGAUGCUCUUUUAUCGAGAUAUUUGCGGAUGAUCGAAGAUUUAAAAGCACAGUUGAAGGAAAAUCAGAGAAUCGAAAAAAAUGAGCGAGAUGUCGCCAAUUACAAGGAAAAUUUAAUUAAACUGAAAGGAUGUAUACUUUACGGUUCGAAUUUUAGUGGUUAUCAGAAUCGACGUAAAACGUGGGGUGGAGGAAGAUUCAUCUGUCCAAGUGAAUUUUCACUUAAGGAGAAUACUUUGAAAGAAGAUGCAAAUGAGGCUUCUUAUAACUUAUCGGUUUAUCCUUCGGUCGAUGGUGGAUCAAUGAAUUCUAUAGAAGAAUUCCAAAAAAAUUGUGAGGAAAAUGAAAAUGCAAGUGUCCUUGACUAUUCUAUUAUUGGAUUUUCAACAUGUCAUCAGGAAAUAGAUGAUACGCUAUCAGAAGAGAACCGUUUUCAUAAUCGGACAUCAUCAACGCAAACAAGUACGAUAUCGAUAACAGUUAGUACUGAAAUAGAAGCUGAUUUAUUCAGUAUGGUGGAGAAAUCUUGUCAAUGUCCUGAAGACAAUCCUGAUUUGCCAUUAUACAACGAUCGACAAUCCUUUGAAGAACGGUUUAAAAUAAGCGAAUCAAAAAAUAUGGAAUUGAUGAAUAUUAUCGCAGCACAUGAAAAGAAGAUUGAGAACUAUCUGGCGAUUCUUAAAGUUGGUAAAGCAAAGUAUGGAAAAAUCAAGGUUGAGAACUAUGAAAAGAAUGCGCUUAUCAGAGAAUUAGAGGAACGCAUUGCAAUAUUGCAAAAAGAAAAUGAUCAUAUACUUAAUUAUCAACGUGAAUUACUCUCCAGUAAAGUGACGCUAGAAUCGAUCGUUGAUGAUGGAAAAAAAGAGAUUAUAAAUCUGAAAACAAUAAUCGACAAAAAGAAUAAAGAUGAAAUCUCAAAAAAUAUAGAAAUUGAGAAAUAUCGGAUUGAAAAGAAUGAAGUUGAAAAAAAAAAAUUGAUAUUUCUCAUUGAAUGUAAUUUAGGGCAACGUAAAACAAGUUUACCGACUAAUCCACUAUCUGAAAUCAUGCCGCUUGAUGUCUUUUCGCCUCCAGGACAAUCAUCACCUAAUCUUACACCAUUAUCGUAUUUUAAAAAAGUUAAAUUCAAAUAG
Messenger RNA from Dracunculus medinensis (Guinea worm), 2127 nucleotides. NCBI's taxonomy places the organism in Eukaryota, Metazoa, Nematoda, Chromadorea, Rhabditida, Dracunculidae. The record is from the annotation of a GenBank genome assembly.